AUGGAAGACAUUGAAAAUACCUACUGCCGAUUUUGCGCAGAGCCCAAAAGAGCAGAUAAAGUCUUAAAUUUACAAGAUGACGGCGAUAAAUGCGAAGAAAUAUUAUUGAAACUUGCAUUCGUUAAUGCUUUGUAUGUCAAUGUUAAUGGUGAUAGUAUGUUGCCGAAAACAGUUUGUUUUGUAUGCUACGAUUCUUUAAAUAAAGCUUAUGAGUUUCUCGACAGAGUGAAAAGGUCACAGGAGGUGUUGUUUAGUCUGUUUUCGUUAAACGAAGCGAAUAAAUGUAAUUUCACUGAAGAUGGUAGGACUAGUGGAUUAGAUGAUUAUAUCGCUCAUGAUACUGUUGACUAUCGCUCACAGAGUGUCGAAGAUCGAACUGAGGUGAAACAGGAGCCUUCUAACAGAAAGUUUAAUGACUCUAUGAACAUUAGUGAAUCUGUUUAUCCUGUCGAUAUUAAAAGAGAACCAAAAGAAGAGGUACCUGACAAUUUGCUUGAAACUUUAAGUAAAGAGUGUAGUCCUCUCGAAGAUUAUUCAGAAAACUUAGAUGUACAUGAUAUUAUAGAAGCUGCUAUUUCAAAUGUGCCUUCAAACAUUAUGCUGUUUGCUAAAGAGAUCUCGGAAGUGAAGAAAAGAAAUGUGAAAACUUGGAAAGACUAUCCUUGGGUUUGUGCAUUUUGUAACAUUGAGUUUUUGGAUGUGGACACAUUGAGAUCUCAUUCCAAAGCUGUACAUGGGAAGUGUUCAGCAUUUGUUUGUAUUGACUGUAAGAAUGUAAAGAAGAAUAGUUUCACAUCAUUUUUGAAACAUGUAAGAAAACAUAGGAAGUGUCUAAGAAAUUACUGUUACUACUGUCAUGAGCCUAUUGACAAGGCAGAAUCCCUGAGUGUCCAUGUAAAGCAGCAUUACCUGAAACCACUGACACCUUGCCCACUAUGUGGUGAAAUAUUGAAAAAUGAAGAAAGUCUAAAUUUCCAUCUACAGGAAUAUAAUAUGACUAAAUGUAAACGGAGACCGAGAAGGAAACCAGGUACACCAAUCACAAUUGAGGAGCUAACAUGUCCUCUAUGUAAGAAGGUUUAUAAGAAUCCAAACAGUUUGAGGGACCAUAUGAAAUUGCAUACUGUAGACAGGAAAAGGAAUUACACAUGCGAUAGAUGCGGUAAAAUGUUUUAUAACAAAGGCACAUUGACAUCACACAUUAUGUCGCAUGACAAGAUACGACCUCAUGUAUGUAGGAUAUGUAACAAGUCAUUCUUAUUUCCGAAUAUGUUAAGGAGACAUGUAGAAAUGCAUUCAGGUAUUAAGCCGUUUUCCUGUGAACAAUGCGGGCGUUGUUUCCGUCUGCAAUACCAGUUGAAUGCUCACAAAAUAGUCCAUACUGAUUCAAUGCCUUACAUAUGCCAGUAUUGUAACAAAGCAUUUCGCUUUAAGCAAAUACUGAAGAACCAUGAACGACAACAUACUGGUGCUAAACCGUAUUCCUGCAGCCAUUGCGGGAUGGAGUUUACAAAUUGGUCUAACUAUAACAAGCAUAUGAAGAGACGGCAUGGAAUGGACACAUCUAAAAAGAAAAUCACCCCUGAAGGUGUGUUCCCUAUAAAUCCUGAAACGGGACAGAUAGUGAGAGUAGAAGAUCCGAUUGGUACAGAAGAAUGGAAAAAUAAAAUAAUGACACCUGCUAAAAGAGGCAAAAAGAAAGUUAUAAAGCAAGAAAAUCUUGCCACUUAA
This is a messenger RNA of Diatraea saccharalis (sugarcane borer), 1731 nucleotides long. Lineage: Eukaryota; Metazoa; Arthropoda; Insecta; Lepidoptera; Crambidae. The record is from the annotation of a GenBank genome assembly.